UGUGACACGUUUUUUUUCAACGGGUUGAACAAUUUCGGAUGACGAAAUGGGACUCCAGGCACAGUGACUGGACAAACUCGAACUCUUCAACAUGCCAUCUAAAAAGGACAAAGGAAAGGCCAAGGCGACUGACGCCCCACCAAAGGAGAUCACUCAAAAAGAUCUUGAAAAGCUCGCAAAGGAUGUCGACAAGAUCGCUAGCAAGGUACAGCACCGUCAAGAAAAGGCUUUAGCUAAAGGCGAACCCAUCAAGGAAAAGAAGAUCGAUCCAGCUAAGGAGGCGGAAAUGAGAAAGAAAAUCGAAGCCAUGGUUCAAGCACUUUCCAAUAUGGAACAGACUGGAGCCAUCAAGGCAUCAGGAAGAAAAGAUAUGGGCGACCACAAAUUCUGGAACACCCAGCCUGUUCUUCAGCAUGGCGAAGAUGUAACGGAAGAAGGCCCUAUUGACCCGGCGGUGCCUCGGGAUCAAGUACAGCAAGAGCCUUACCCAUUGCCUAAAGAAUUUGAGUGGUGUGAAGUGGACAUUCAAGAUGACAAGCAGAUUAUUGAGUUGUACCAAUUGCUGACAAUGAAUUACGUGGAGGAUGACGACGCGCAAUUCAGGUUUGAUUACUCUGCUCCAUUUUUGAAGUGGGCUCUACAGCCUCCUGGUUGGAGAAAAUCAUGGCACGUCGGUGUACGAGUCAGCUCCAACAAGAAGUUAGUCGCAUUCAUCAGCGGUAUUCCUGCAGCCGUUCGAUCUCAUAAGACGCUUCAUCAUCUAACAGAGAUCAACUAUCUAUGUGUCCAUAAGAAACUUCGCUCCAAGCGAUUGGCUCCAGUCCUGAUCAAAGAAAUUACCCGUCGUAGUCACUUGGAAGGUGUUUUUCAAGCUGCCUAUACAGGUGGCAUCGUUUUACCUACGCCCAUUGCUACUUGCAGAUACUACCAUCGAUCGCUUAAUCCCAAGAAGUUGGUAGAAUGCAACUUUUCUCGUGUUCCCAGAAACUCAACCAUAUCAGCCAUGGUCAAAAAGUUCAAAGUCGCAGAACAACCGUCCACCCCUGGUCUUCGUGAGAUGAAACCUGAAGAUGCUACACAAGUUCGUGAGCUUUUGAAUAAGUAUCUCAGCAAAUUUGAUGUUGCCCCUGUGUUUGAAACCGAUGACGACGUCCGUCAUUGGCUUGCGCCAACUCCCGAGGUGGUUUGGAGUUAUGUAGUGGAGGACACCAAGACCCAUAAAAUCACGGACUUCUUUUCAUUCUACACACUGCCUUCAUCUGUCAUAGGAAAUGAUAAACACAAAAGUCUCAAUGCCGCCUACAUGUUUUACUAUGCAAUCGAUAUCCCGGAGAAAGAAGCUGCAGACAGCUACGAUACUGCAAGAUAUACGAAACAGAGAUUAACGGAGCUAAUGCGGGACGCUUUGGUUCUUGCGAAACAGGCCGACUUUGAUGUUUUCAACGCAUUGAAUUUGAUGGACAAUUCCAUGUUCAUAGAUGAUCUUAAAUUUGGACCUGGUGAUGGCUAUCUUAAUUAUUACCUGUAUAACUGGAAAUGUCGUGACAUUAAACCCCAUAAAGUUGGCCUGGUCAUGCUCUAGAUGAUGAAUAUGGCAAGGAAAAUAAAAACCACCACCCCACAACCACGAAAA
Umbelopsis ramanniana AG is the source of this 1633-nucleotide messenger RNA. RefSeq lists its product as uncharacterized. Gene Ontology annotation, cellular component: cytoplasm. The record is from RefSeq and is a predicted model, not a curated record. The transcript is spliced from 7 exons. Gene Ontology annotation, biological process: N-terminal peptidyl-glycine N-myristoylation. Lineage: Eukaryota; Fungi; Mucoromycota; Umbelopsidomycetes; Umbelopsidales; Umbelopsidaceae. The coding region runs from base 92 to 1582 and encodes 496 amino acids. Gene Ontology annotation, molecular function: glycylpeptide N-tetradecanoyltransferase activity.